UCCCUCUCUUUCUUCAACCUUAAAUCAAUCGAAGCGAUCUAAGAAACACAAAAGAUUGCUUUUAUUUUUGGGAGGGAAAAGGGAGGAAAUAAUCCCCAUCAUGGGAAUUACAAAUUUCUCUCCUUUUCCCAUUAUUUUCCUGAGUUUCGUUCUUAAUUUUCUCACCGCCCAAUCAUCACCCCCUCCUUCAAUCUACGACCACUUGAAGCACAACGGCCUCCCUGUAGGUAUCUUCCCGAAGGGAGUAACAGAUUUUUCAAUUGAUCACGAGACGAACCGUUUCCAAGUGAACCUAACCCAACCCUGCAACUCUGACUCCGAGAUCCAAUUCCAUUACGAUUUCAACAUCACCGGAACCUUAUCUUUCGGGAAGAUCGCGAACUUGUCCGGUGUGUCCCAGCAGGAGCUGUUCCUAUGGUUUCCCGUCAUUGGCAUACGCGUCGAUGAUCCUGCCUCCGGUUUGAUCAACUUUGAUGUCGGCGUCGUUGACAAACAGUUCUCCUUGUCCUUGUUCGAGACCCCCCUUGAUUGCACCGCUGUUGAUCCUAAUGAUUCCUUCUCGAGUUAUCAGUUACCAUCCAAGUUACAUGGUACUGAAACUGUUGAAGAGCAGAACCUGAGGGCCACAUCGUAGACACCGGAGCCAGAGAUAUUAUACUAAAGUCUCAAGGUUGUUGAUACACGUGUGAGAUUCUAUUCUCUUAUAAAUAUUCUCUUUAAAGAGUAUAUUUUGAUGGGUCAUUGGCUUCCAGUUGUGUGCACCCACUCUCUAUGUUGUAUUCUGUCAUAGUAAGAAUAGCAUUUUUGGUAAUUCCAAAUGGUAAAGCUGAGCAACUUGAGUUUUGUAUUCUGGAAAUUGCUGUUGCCUGUUGUUAUGAAAUCACCGGACAUAAAAUGUACUAAUGUUGUGCUCUGUAAAUGGAAGAAACUCUUUCUACUAAUUUUGU
Molecule: messenger RNA, 947 nt
Organism: Hibiscus syriacus
Lineage: Eukaryota; Viridiplantae; Streptophyta; Magnoliopsida; Malvales; Malvaceae
Exons: 2
Coding region: 101-634 (177 amino acids)
Source: RefSeq, a predicted model, not a curated record